Triticum aestivum (bread wheat) is the source of this 1048-nucleotide messenger RNA. RefSeq lists its product as uncharacterized. The coding region runs from base 424 to 873 and encodes 149 amino acids. The record is from RefSeq and is a predicted model, not a curated record. Lineage: Eukaryota; Viridiplantae; Streptophyta; Magnoliopsida; Poales; Poaceae. The transcript has 2 exons.
AGCUAAGGCUUUAGCUCUUUCAUCAUCUAUGAUGGAAAAGCAGAUGCCAAAUUACGUUUCGAGAAAGAAAAAAAAAGAAAAGGGGAGACAAAGAAAAUAAAUAAAGGAAAAAAGGAAAACUGUGUCUACAAAUACAAUGCAGCCUGGAGGAACAUCAAUAAAGCAUUUGCUGGUUGUAGAAGCAAGGAACAAAUCCACCUUAGCUUUGGCCAGAAUCGAGACACAUGUGUUGGCACAAAGCAGAAGGGUCUCUUCCAGUUGUUAAGUACCCCCAACUGCACGCGACGUACUAAGCCUAGCUCCAGAGUAUUUUGUCCUCACUACGCGCUCACGCAGAACAAGCUCGAAAAAAAAAACGUUGCAGCUGGGAGGUGCAAAUCUUGACUUAUUCGGCCGCCACCUCCAGGCUAUUGCGCCUAUUUGAUGGCAUAUUCCCCCGAGCUACUUCCUGAUGACGAUGCUUGGAGCAACGACAUGUACAAGGCUGCCAAGAAAGACGCCGAGCGUGUCCUCUCCGGCUACGUCACCAAGCCAACACCUGAGCUGCAAUACCGACACUUGGUCGAGUUGCUGGGUGCGAGAUCAAAGCAUGAGGUGCUCAAGGACGGUGCAAAGCUUGGCGAGCAACUGGCGGAGUCGAUGCUUGGAGAGGAGGUAGGGUGGGAGGCUCUGGCCGAAUUUUGGUGCAAGAUGCCGAUGUACAUUGCUCCAUCGGAUAACCUCGACGGGCACGCGGAGGCGAUCGCCCGGGGCGGCGAGCUGGUAACGCUCCUGUGGGCGCUGCUCACCCAUUUGGGGGUUGUCAGUAGGCCUGAGGCCACCUCCACUACCAAUACUACUACUACCACCACGGGUGCUUCUGAUGUCGUUUAAGCACUUAGGGCAGUGUGUUAUUUCAUUUAGCUAGCAGCCGGCUGUUAUGCUGCAUUAAUUCCUUCGAUGUUGUCCUACGGUCUGAUGAAUUUGUUGUAAUGAUGAACGUUUUGUUUAGAAUGGGUGAACGACGAGCUUGCUUUUACAUUUCUAUAUUAUCAAUUAUUUUGCACAA